Molecule: messenger RNA, 730 nt
Organism: Vidua chalybeata
Lineage: Eukaryota; Metazoa; Chordata; Aves; Passeriformes; Viduidae
Gene: SAMD15
Product: sterile alpha motif domain containing 15
Exons: 4
Coding region: 1-594 (197 amino acids)
Molecular function (GO): protein binding
Source: RefSeq, a predicted model, not a curated record
AUGGAGCCGAUGCAGCCGCGCCUGGCUCCCGCGGGGAGUGGAGGGGCGGAAGGGCCGCAGCCUGAGCCCGAGGGCGCGGGGGGACCGCGGUCCGUCUGCCCCUUCCUGACCUGGAGCGCCGAGGAUGUGGCUGAGUGGGUGGCGCAGCUCGGCUUCCCCCAGUACGAGGAAUGCUUCAGGGCCAACGGCGUCACCGGCCGCCGCCUCAUCCACGCGAACUGCUCCAGCCUGCCCGCCAUGGGCGUCACGGACUUCGGCCACAUGCAGAAUCCAAGUAUGCAGAGCUCUGCAGGAUGUGGCCCUUUCAGGAUGUGGCCCUUUCAGGAAGAAAUUUCACGACACGUGCGAGAGUUGCUAGGGAUUGAGGAGCCUCUCUUCAGCAGAUCCAUUGCCCUCCCAUACAGAGACAAUAUGGGUCUCUUCCUAGAGAGAAAGGCACCAACAGGAGAGAAAGCAGAUGCCCUCACUUUCUCACAGUUUAUCCAAAAAGCAGGACUGGAGCCCUAUACUACAGUUCCUUCUUUGCAAGAAUCCCAGACCAUGGUGGGAGUGGAUGCUCUCCCUGCAUCACAGGACAUGCAGAGGCAGAAUUAGAGACUCAUACUGCACUUCUGCCUUUGUAAGAAGCCCAGCAGCCACAGCAGACUGUACCCUUAUUACCUUGCAGAUUAUUCAAGGAGGUACAGUUCCACCUUUUCACAAUUACAAAAAAUUGUGCAUUGCACUGCCA